AAAACGGAGUGGAGUGAGGCGAAAGCGUAAGAAAACGAAACAACAGGGAGAUCAUACAAACUUUGAAACAGAUAGUGAACGGAGUGAGGCUACAGGGAGGAUCCAGGUAGAGGAGUAUAAAGUCAUGAUAAAACUUCGGCAAGAGGGGGCAUCUUUCGUCCAGAGGGUGGCGGUAAUGCUCCAGUAAGUUGGUUGCCAACCGCCGUAAAACCAAACAGAAGAAGAAGAAGAAGAAGAAGAAGAAGAAGAAGCAGAGUCUUGAGUCUCUGUAGUUCACAGUCUCACCGCUUAGUGGCUCAGUGCCAUAGCUCAGUGCCCUCUGCCUCCACGUGACACCUCUGUACAAAGUCCUUCCGGUCUCUUCGUCUCUCAGAAAGGAAAAUGGCGGCCCUCGGACGGUUCUCUCAAAUGUUGCUGCGGUCUUCUCUGACCCAGACCCGGCGUCAGCUUUCUGCUGCUGCUGAGGGACACGGCGACCAAGCAGCACGGACCUGGAAGAUUCUCACCUUUGUGGUUGCUCUACCUGGUGUUGCAGUGUGCAUGUUGAAUAUGUACCUGAAAGAGCAGCACCAUACCCACGAACAGCCAGAGUUUGUCCCUUACUCUCACCUCCGCAUUCGCAGCAAGCGUUUCCCUUGGGGCGAUGGCACCAAAACCCUUUUCCACAACUCGCAUGUGAAUGCCCUUCCUGACGGCUAUGAGGGCCAUGAUGAGAAAGCCCUCCUCCAGACCUCUUAACUGGCACAGAGACCAGUCCUCCCUCUGUAUUUGUUACUUGACCACACCUACAUUUACAGUUUACUCUUCAGUUUUGUUGUUUUACCUCUGUGCUCUCACCACGGGGCACCCGAACCAAUAGCUCCUUUACUUUGGACCAUAAAGCAAAAUGUCAGACUGAAACUGAAUUAACAUAAAUAAAGUAACUAUUAUUACCUCA
Messenger RNA from Epinephelus lanceolatus (giant grouper), 937 nucleotides. It is a transcript of the gene cox6a1, whose product is annotated as cytochrome c oxidase subunit 6A1. Gene Ontology annotation, molecular function: enzyme regulator activity. Gene Ontology annotation, cellular component: mitochondrial inner membrane; respiratory chain complex IV. The record is from RefSeq and is a predicted model, not a curated record. Gene Ontology annotation, biological process: mitochondrial electron transport, cytochrome c to oxygen. NCBI's taxonomy places the organism in Eukaryota, Metazoa, Chordata, Actinopteri, Perciformes, Serranidae.